AUGUAUCCCAAUCGUGUUCCGAGCAAAGAUACAGACUCUUCGCCACUUGCCGAACCCUUGAGGUUGGAGCCUAGCGGCAAAGUGGCCAAAAACCGUCUCCUCAAAGCUGCAAUGACUGAACAACUGUCAACGUGGGAUCCCGUAAAGCACGAGAAACGCGGCAUCCCAACACCGGAAUUAGUCAACCUCUACACACGUUUCGGCGAGGGAGGAUUUGGUCUGGUUUUGACAGGAAACAUCAUGUUUGAAUAUGACCACCUCGAGGGUGCCGGCAAUGUCAUUAUCCCGCCCGGUGCACCGUUCUCUGGUGAGCGUUUUGGUCUGUUGAAAAGGGUUGCAGAAGCGGCCAAAAAGCAUGGCUCUCUUGUCAUAGCUCAAUUAUCUCAUCCGGGCCGCCAGGUCGCCAUGAACAUCCAGCCAAACCCAAUUUCAGCCAGUGACGUGCAGUUGAAAACAAACGAAAUGGGUAUGGAAAGUGGAGUACCUAGGCCAAUGGAGGAAGCAGACUUUGCCCGUAUCAUUGAAGGCUUUGCUCACGCUACGGAAUACUGCUACCGUGCUGGAUUUGACGGAAUCCAGCUACAUGCUGCACACGGCUAUUUACUCGCCCAAUUCCUCUCGCCAAGCACAAACAAAAGGUCAGAUCAAUACGGUGGCCCCUUGUUGAACCGUUCGCGUCUGAUCUUUGAAAUCGCUGCGGAGAUUCGGAAACGGAUACCGACAUCCUUUGCUAUGGGCAUUAAGCUGAACAGCGUAGAGUUCCAGGAAGACGGAUUCUCGGUGGCCGACUGCAAGCAGCUCUGUGCAGAGAUCGAGAAGCACAAGUUCGAUUUUGUAGAACUCUCGGGCGGCACCUACGAGGAACUAGGGUUCUCUCACAAGCGCGAAUCAACAAAGCAACGGGAGGCAUUUUUCUUGGAAUUUGCUGAAAAGGUCAAGAUUAACCUCAACAAAACCAAGAUAUUUGUGACUGGUGGACUGCGGACGGUGGACGCCAUGGUGCGAGCACUUGAUACUGUUGACGGGGUCGGUUUAGGCCGGCCUGUAUCUCACGAAUCAGAUCUCGCUGAGAAAAUCCUCAACAGGGGCGUCAAGAGCGCCAUUGAGCCUCUCCUAGAUUCACAGGACUUUUUCAUGACUGCAGUGGCAGCAGGCGCACAGUGA
This is a messenger RNA of Pestalotiopsis fici W106-1, 1164 nucleotides long. RefSeq lists its product as uncharacterized. Gene Ontology annotation, molecular function: FMN binding; oxidoreductase activity. The transcript is spliced from 2 exons. The coding region runs from base 1 to 1164 and encodes 387 amino acids. NCBI's taxonomy places the organism in Eukaryota, Fungi, Ascomycota, Sordariomycetes, Amphisphaeriales, Sporocadaceae. The record is from RefSeq and is a predicted model, not a curated record.